AGUUAAUUAAAAAUGGUUUUAGGGCAGGUAUUUUCUUUUUUUUCACAACAAGUGCUGUUUAUUUGGCUUUUGGUAUUUAUAACACCUCUUUAUGUAUUUUUGGGAAGUGUAAUGGCAAAAGGACUUUAAAUAAUUUAUCAAAUGUCAAUAAAUAGAUAAUCAUUAAUUUAGAAAUACGUGGGAGAUAUAAGUUGGUUGUUCCCAUUCAAAGUAAGAAAUAAUAUAUUAUAAUUUAGUAAAAUGAAUAAGAAUUUAAAUUAGUUCACAUAAUAUUAUUGGCUGUAUUAAUAGGAUUAGUCUCUUUAAUUAUUCUUGGUGGAGUAAUACUAUAAAACUAGUUCGAAAAACAAAAAAUAAUAGAAAAGAGAGAAAGCAGAGAAGGAAAAACAAGUAAAAAAGUUGUUAGUGAAUGA
Messenger RNA from Paramecium sonneborni, 413 nucleotides. NCBI's taxonomy places the organism in Eukaryota, Ciliophora, Oligohymenophorea, Peniculida, Parameciidae. The record is from the annotation of a GenBank genome assembly.